CAUUUAUUCUUUGGAGAAAUAAGCAUUACAACAAUAAUAUUAGUGCCUAAUAAGCCACUGUUCCCAUAAUAAGCUGGGUAUUAUUAUAUUACCAUGAAUAUUAUGUGUACCUAAAGCCCAGACAUGAAACAGGAAGAAUUUUGUAUGUUAACCUGUUCACAUCUCACUUGCACAGCCUCCAUGCUCGGGGAUUGUAAACCUUUUACAAGAACAUGUAAAGUUUAUUCUUGUUUGCAUGUGUUUUUUGGUUGGCCUUGAGUAUCAACAAAAAAAAUCCUUGGUUGCUUGACAAAAUUAAUUAUUUUCACAUAACAAAUAAAUGACAUUCCAUCUUAAGAUGUGUUUGUUUCUCAGACUCAGUUUUCAGAAACAGGGGGCCUACCAUGAACUCUUAUUGCAAUUCAAUUGACAACCUAAAAUGAUCUGUUUUGCUAUUUCAUACCACAACAUGAUUAGAGCUAUCUAAUUUAGGUUGACAUCAAAUCAACUGAUUAAAACUGAUUUAGUUCGUUCAUUCAUACCAUGAGGUAAUAUUUCGACCUAAACUGGAUAGCUUAUGUGUCAAAGUGAGCGAUUCGAAAAAAGGUGCUACUUAAAACAUACAGAAAAGGAAAAUUUUAUUGAUUAAAGAUGAGAUGAGAAUACUUUAUUGGUCUUUUUUGUAAAACAAAAUACUGAUAAUAAAUACCAAAAUGAAAAUACUAAAGACGAGGCAGUAAGGGCCCGGGCUAUAGCCUGUUCGCAAAAACGUAUUAAAAAAAUGUACUCUGUGGUCCUAUCAAAUCAAACAUGAAUGGAGGUGCGUUCAUAACUCGUUAUUUUACGAAAACACAUAAGCAAACAUUUAAUUUGUAAUUCAAAGUACAAUAUUUAUUUAUAUUACUAUUAUUUAAUAAGUACAAAAAAGGGCGUAAUGGUUUAUAAUUUGAAGCUAUAAAGCGCAAUUUUAAAAUGUAUUUUUAGUAUUUUCUACGCAAAAAAACCGCUAAAAUCAUAUCAUUUUAGGUUUCGAAACGCAACGCAUAUGGUUCGAGUAAGAGAGACAAACUUAUGCAACGACUGUAGAUCAUCAUCUCUUUCUCUCACUGCGGACCACAGACAAAGUUAUUUCGUUCAUUCUUCAUAAGCUUAACAAUAAGGGUUCCAUUUUUACAAUUUUACUAACGACGGCUCCCAAAAAGUUUUAAGUUUACAAUUAUUAUUUCUUGUAUAUUAUAUUAUUUAUGAAUGUAUUUUUGUUGAGGGUUUAUUACAAUAAGAUAAUGGGAGAAACAAAAAAUGAUCCAUUGCUUGGAAAGGGCAGUGUUACUGAAAAAACUCCUACGCAAGCACAUAGCACUUACUGUCUAUGUCCGCUACCUACCCUAAAACUUGUUUUUGUAGUUUGAUAGUUCAGCUAUACGCACUUGUUUAUUAAAAAUAUUAAAUUUCGUAUUACAUUCACUGUAGCAACGCCUUUUUUCCAUCAUUUCCCAAAAUAUACUACCUCGAUCAUCCCGCAGCGGACAGGGUAGUUGCGGUAUAUUCGGAGUAUUAUCGUAUCGUUCCAAAUGUGUCGUUGUCGAUUUUGCGAGUAGACCUCCUGGUACGUUACAUACAUUCCAAGAUUAAGUACUAAUAAAAUAUCAAAUAGCCUGCUAUUACUAAUCUCAUUCUAUACCACCUUUAUUAUAAGACUUUGAAAGCCAGAACUUAUUAUAAUCAUCAUAAUAUUAUUUAAGAAAGACGCUCACUAACUAACAAGAAAACUCAAGUUCCGCAAUCAAGUGGUUACGAACGCUAUGUAUUCUGCCUACGAUUUCACUUCUGGUUGAUUAACCUAUGACACAUACUAUUUGUCCUUGUCGCGCUGCAGUUGACAUCAUAAUCUCUAUCUUGCUCGAACCACCACGUUAAUAAUUCGAGAUUUAUUUGUAAAUAAGAAAUAAAAUCGUGAUAAAAUACAAAUACGACGUUCUUUUAUAUACUUUGGUACGGUAUGAAAUACCUUCACUCUUAUAUAUCUUUCAAACAUAGUGUUUACAUUUUCUUAACACACAGGUUGGCAUUUUAGAUUAUUAUUAUUGUCAAGCCACGAAAACGUUCCGCUUAGCUCGCUGCUAUUAGCCGACUAAAUGAAAUUACGACAAUUGUCUGAAUUUGUCUGCAACAUUUUGCGCGCGCUAGUCGAUAUCAACCUCUUUAUUGUAUAUAAUAUCAUUGAUAGUCUUAAUUUAUAUAAAUUACGUGACACAUUGUUUGUCCGCAAUGGACUCCUAAACGAAUGAACGGAUUUUCAUGGAGUGCACUUAAGUCAACUUGAGAGAUAGGAUAGUUUUUAUUUUUAAUUCCAAUAUUUGUUUUGUAUGGACAUAUUUUCUAUGAGAGAAUUUAUUGACGCACGGUUUGACAGUUCUGCUGUGAUACAAUUUCAUUGUAGGUUCUGGUAGAAUCGGUUGAAUAGCUACCACGCGCGAGUCGAGUUCGGAAAUUCAGUGAUCAUUUUCUUAAGGGCUUUGUGUAACGUAGCCUAUUGUUAAUUUGAUUUCAGGGGUUUCCUUUUCUCUUUUUGGUGGUGGACUUUUUUAUGUUUGAUAAGAUUAGUUAUUAACAAUUAACAUAGACAUCCGUCUUACAUUUUACUAACAACUUAAUAAUGGAUAUUUCUCCCCCGGAACCUCCGGAUCCUUCGGAUAUUCCCCCACUCGCCGGAUCAAAACGGCGCUUACACACAGAUAACUCAGCAGACAACGCUGCAAAAAAAACUAUUACUGACACGGAUCUGGCUUCUGCCUCCAUUCAGAAUGUAUAUUGUGACCCAAGUUUAGUUAUUGGUUGUAAACAAUAUACGGAUCUUGACAAAGGACCAUUUAUGAUCCAUGUUUCUCGUAUCGAGGAAGACCCUUCCUCAGGCCAAACUAUAAAACCCAUUAAAUUCGGUCAGCUACUGCAUAGGCAUAAAAUUGUAAAUAUUUGCCCUGACGGCAUCAAAAAAAUCGGUAGACAUAAAAUAUCCGUAACAUUCAAAUAAUCUGGUGAUGCUAACAAAUUUUUAGAUAGCCAUGUAUUAUCUGCCAACAAAUAUACAGCAACAAUCCCAAACUUUAACAUAACCAAGAUGGGUAUAGUCCGCCGGGUUCCUGUGCACUUAUCCAUGAAUGAGUUUGUAGAGUCAGUCAGUCUUCCCACUGGUUGUGGUAAGAUUUUAAAAGCUCGCAGAUUCAACAGAAAGGUCAUUGAGGAAGGUAAAGUUACUUGGUUACCUACUCAAACAAUUGUAAUAACAUUCCAUGGUUAAGUGCUUCCCGAAAAAAUAUUCCUCUUCCAUAAUUCUCUUCCUGUUGAAACCUACCUCUUCCCUACAAUCCAAUGCCUAAACUGCUGCCGAUUUGGCCACAUCAAAACUGUAUGCAGAUCCAACCCAAGAUGUUUCAAAUGUACUCAAGCUCAUGCUGGCAGCUCAUGUGACAUAUCUGAAAAAGAUGCUAUUUGUAUUAAUUGUUCAGGACAACACUUUGCCACAAACAAGGAAUGCCCUGAACAGGGCAGACGAAAAACAAUUAAAAUCAUUAUGUCCCAAGAGAACAUUUCCUAUGAGGAGGCUUCAAAUCGUUGCCCAAAGGUGAUGAGGCCAUACUCAGAAAUUCUCCGUAACCCCUCUGUAUCCCAUAACUACUCCACAAGUCACAUGAGCCAGACACCAAAUCCUUCUCCCACAGUCAGCUAUAAGAAAACUGUAUUUUCAUCCCUACGUUCCAAACCCCUAUUAAGUAAACCUUAUGAUCGAGCUGCUCACCAAGCUAUCAUUGCUGAUGUACCUUCAGCCUUCCCGAAUGGCUCUGCCCUAAACCACCUUGUAACUUCUUCUUCAUCAUCACAGGAUGAUAAGCUCUUGGAGGUCCUCUUGUCAAUCUUACUCUCUUUGAUAACUAAGAACAAUAUUAGCCUACCGUCCAACGUUGCCCAUCAACUAUCACAAAUCUUAUCCAAAAUUAAUGGCCCCAGUGUCUCUUCUUCAAUGGAACACCAGAAGCUUUCAUCCUAAGAAACCCAGCCUUAUACACCUAAUUAAUAAGUAUCUUCCUUCUGCCAUCGCUAUCUCUGAGACAUGGCUGGUUAUCAUAGAGGUCUUACUCAUAGAAGAAGAAAUUAGUGACUUUUGGUUACUAUGACUACAAAGCAGUUAUUACGUUGUCAUGCUUAUAAAAAGUUGUAAUUAAUUUAUAAAAUUGUUUUCUUAUAUUAAAUAAUGGUGAAUGCACUGAUUUGCUCAUAGUCUACUGCUGAUACUCUGCUCUAUCUCAUAUAACAGGUGAUGGGCCCAGAAACGGGAAUAAAAGAGAAAAAUGAGUAAUCACGUGCACAUAGAACAAUUGAAAAGAGAAAACUACGAUACAUGGAGGAUCCAUGCAAAAGCCGUACUAUUAAAACUUGGCCUUUGGAGCUAUGUUUCAAAUAAAAUUAAGAGACCAACGCGAGAAGGUGAUGCAUUGAAUGACUAUAUGGAAAAAGAUGAGUUAGCAUUAGCCGAGCUAUUUCUCAUAAUAUCACCGGGCGAAUUAAAACAAGUUAAAAAUUGUCAAACAAGUAAAGAUGUCUGGGAUACGCUAGAAAGCAUCUAUUAUAGCAAAGGUCCUGCAAGAAAAGCAAGCCUAUUAAAAGAGUUGAUAUUGAAGAAAAAGAAAGAUGGUGAUAAUAUUGUCAAUCACUUGAAUAAAUUUAUGGAUAUCGUCGAUAAACUAGCAGAUAUGGACAUACCAAUUAAUAAAGAUCUUCUUAGUAUUAUGAUGCUUUACAGCUUACCUCAAUCUUUUGAAAAUUUUAGAAUUGCAAUAGAAUCCAGGGAUGAUCUACCAGAUCCAGACAACUUGAAAAUAAAGAUAAUUGAAGAAGCUGAGGCAAGAAAAAAUAUAGCUAGUACAAGUGAACAAAACUCUGAACAAGAGGCGCUGUAUAGUAGACAACGUGGCAAAAAUAAAAACUUUAUUGUUAAAUGUUUUAAAUGCAAAAAGAAAGGACACAAAGCUCAUGAAUGCUGGUCAAAAGUGGACCGAGUUAAUAAAAAAAAUGCAAGUCUAUGUUGCUUAGAAGAAACAUGCCUAAAUACGUCUGAUAAUAAAGAAAAAAUUAAGAAAUGGUGUCUUGACAACGGAUGGUCACUAAUGAGUCAUGAAUUGAAAAGAUUCAUUAAUAUGGACAAAGCUGGUAACAAAACGUUAAGGUUAGCAUCAGAGAACUGUCUUGCACAAAUCGAAGGACGAGGUCCAGCAAAACUUUACACCUAUAAAAUACCAAAUCUGAAACUAACUGAAGCCUUGUACGUACCAUCGCUGACUACAAAUCUAAUGUCAGUUGGAAAAAUAACAGACGAAGGUGGAACAGUUUUAUUUAAACAAAAUAAUGCUAUCGUGAUGCGAAACAAUAAAAUUCUGUUAAAAGCAGAGAGACAUUCAGACGGUUUGUACUACGUUAAAGAAAACAUAGAGGAGAAAGCUAAUUACUGCGAAGCAAGCAAAAUCCAGCAAUGGCAUAGAAAGUUAGCACACCUAAAUGAAGGACAAAUGAGAAUAGCACUUGAUAAGAAAAUUAUGGAAGGCUUAGAAUUCAAUAAAAGUGACACAGUUAAAGACUGUGAAGUCUGUGCUAAAGGCAAAGCAACAAAACUACCGUUUAAUGCAUCUAAAAAUGAGCAACGUACAAAUGAAAGAUUAGAAAUUGUGCAUACUGAUGUAUGUGGUUCCAUGAGGCAGCCAUCGAAAGGGGGUUCCAAAUACUUCAUCACAUUUACAGAUGAUUAUUCAAGAUAUACAAGAGUAUAUACAAUGAAAACUAAGGAUGAAACUCUAUCAAAAUUUAAGGAAUUCAAAAAUGAGGCUGAAAGAUUUACCAAAAAGAACAUAGUAUGCUUACAAAGUGACAAUGGGACAGAAUAUAUUAACAAUAAUUUUGACAAAUAUUUGAAGGAGAAUGGCAUCAAAAAGAGACUUUCCGCACCAUACACGCCAGAACAGAAUGGUUUAACAGAAAGAAAAAAUAGGACAUUGCUUGAUAAAGCUAGAUGUAUGUUGAUAGACGCCAAUAUGAAAGAAGUUUUUUGGGCUGAAGCUAUUAAUACAGCUAACUACUUGGCAAACCGUAGUCCUUGCACAAGUAUUGAUAACGCGACUCCAUUUGAAAAAUGGGUAAAGAGAGUUCCGUCAGUAAGACGUAUAGUAAGUAGUAGUAAGGCGUUUGUACAUAAAAAUGGAAAGAAAAUGGAAAAUUUGAAGCCAGAGCGACACCUGGAAUUUUUGCAGGAUAUUCGGAAAAUCACAAGGCAUACCGGAUUUUCAACCCAAAAACAGACCAGGUAAUGAUUAGCAGAGAUGUCACAAUACUGGAAAAAAUGUUUUAUGAAAACGAGAUCAAAGGAGAACAAAAACAAGAUGUAGUUAAUAAAAAGGAAAUAGAAAUUAUAUUUUCUCUUGAAAAAGAAAAUGUAGAAGAUAAUAAAGAUUUGAAAGAACAUGAAAUUGAUAAAACUGACCAGGAAUUGAACAAUGAUGAAAUAUUUGUUGACGCAAAUACAGAAACAGAUGAAAUAGAUCCGACUAGUUCUACUGAUAAAAGACAGAGAAAACCACCAGCAUGGCAUCAAGAUUAUGAGAUGGAUGCUGAACAAUCAUUCCUCUGUGAAAUAGACGAGAACAUGGAUGAAUGGGAAGAUGCAAUAACAAGCGAGAUUGAAUCUUAUCUUAUUUUUAAGAUUACAAUUACAAUACAAUUUUCAUAGUAUUAUUUUUAAUACUAUGAAAAUUGUACACAGGAACGAAAGCAAAAAUUUGAUUGAUAGUAAAAUGAUUUUAAAAUAUAAAUAUAAUGCAAUGGGAGAAAUAGAUAGACGAAAAGCACGACUUGUGGCGCGUGGGUUUAAUCAGAAAGAAGGAAUUGAUUACACUGAAACAUUUGCACCUGUUGCAAAAAUGAGUACUCUUAGAAUACUUAUUGCACAUGCAAUUGAAAAUAAAUUUAAGUUAUCCCAACUAGACGUGUGUACUGCAUUUUUAAACGGCGAUUUAGAUGAACAAAUUUAUAUGAAGAAGCCGAAAAAUCUGGAUAAAUAUUUUAAAUACAUAAUUACACAUGGAAAAGACAUAGAGUUGAUUAAAAAAGCAAAAGAAAUGCUUUUAGAUAUAAAAAUAAUGGGAUAUGUCAACUAAACAAAGCCAUAUAUGGUUUGAAACAAGCAGGAAGACAAUGGUUCUUAAAGUUACAUGAGAAAUUGUUGGAAAUCGGAUUUAAGAAUUCUUCAGCGGAUCCUUGCUUGUAUAUAUUAGAAAAAGGAGGAGAAAAGCUGUUUGCAAACAUUUAUGUGGAUGACUUAAUACUAGCAUAUAAAUCAGAAAUGUUGUUACGAGAAGUCAAAACAAAACUGCAAAAAGUUUUUGAGUUACGAGAUAUGGGUUCGCUCCAUCAUUGCCUGGGCAUACAAUUCUCCCAUGUAGGGGGAGAAAUAACAUUGUCACAGGAGAAUUAUAUUGAAAAUUUAAUAAAUAAGUUCAACAUGGCUGAAUGUAAGCCAGUGUCAACGCCCAUGGAGACUGGUCUGAAACUGGAGAAGGGUAAUGGACUCACAGAGAUGGAGAAUAUACCAUACCAAAUGUUAAUUGGAUCUCUAAUGUACCUCGCUGUAGCCACAAGACCAGAGAUAAUGUUUGCUGUUAGUUAUUUGAGCCAAUAUAAUACAUGUUUUGAUAAUACACAUUGGCAUGCUGCAAAAAGGGUGAUUCGUUAUUUAAAAGGAACGAAGAAUGUAACCAUCAGAUAUAAACAAUCAGGAAUGGCACUAACAGGCAUGGCUGACGCUGACUGGGCGGCAUGUACCGUUGACCGUCGUUCAUAUACCGGUUAUAUUUUUAAGUAUGGUGGUGGCCUUAUCAGUUAUGCAUCAAAGAAACAAAGAACAGUGGCUUUGUCAACAGCAGAAGCCGAAUAUAUGGCGAUGACAGAAGCAACGAAGGAAGCUUUACACUUGAAAUAUCUGUUGGAAGAUAUUGGAGUUUUUCAACAAACUGUUACGAUCUAUAAUGAUAAUUUGGCUGCACAGAUGUUAGUAAACAAUCAAAUGACUGGUAAGAGAUCGAAACAUAUCAGCAUAAAGGAACAUUUUAUACGGGAUUGUGUCCAGAAGAAAUUAGUGACCAUCCGUUACAAGGACACAGAGCAUAUGGAGGCAGACCUUUUUACAAAGGCAAUACCACAGCCAAGAUUGUUAAAGCUUCUAAAGAUGAUAGGCGUCACUCAGACCUGAAGCUCAUCGUGAGGGGGAGUAUCAUAGAGGUCUUACUCAUAGAAGAAGAAAUUAGUGACUUUUGGUUACUAUGACUACAAAGCAGUUAUUACGUUGUCAUGCUUAUAAAAAGUUGUAAUUAAUUUAUAAAAUUGUUUUCUUAUAUUAAAUAAUGGUGAAUGCACUGAUUUGCUCAUAGUCUACUGCUGAUACUCUGCUCUAUCUCAUAUAACACUGGUCCCUGGAGCUCACUUCAGGGUCCCCGGCUAUAUGUGCCUUAGGGAUGAUAGAGCAGAAAGUGUUGGUGCGGUCUGCGCCUUAUUUAUAAGACGCACCCUUCCCUUUUCCCCAAUUAUCCUUCCUAAUCCGAAUCCUGGUAUAAAUAUUGUUGCAGCAAAGGUAAUGAACAUCUCCUUGGUAUCAAUAUAUGUGCCUCAUCCUCAGUCAACUAUGAUUGCAGAUAUUCUCCUUUUGCUAUCUUCUAUUCCCCCUCCUAUUAUUAUAAUGAGAGACUUUAAUGCUCAUCAUCCUUCAUGGGGUUCAAGUCACACUGACUAUUUUGCCCUUUCUCUGUUGGAUUGAUGAGAUCAAUCUCUGCAUUAUUAAUGAUGGCUCUCCAACCCGCAGGGUUUCACCUUCUCAGAAUCCCAAAAGUGCGGUUGAUCUCGCCUUAUGUUCUCCGUGUCUGGCUCCUCUCCUUUCUUGGAACAUCUUACAUAACUCCCAUGGUAGUGACCAUUUUCCUAUCAUCAUCUCUAUCCCUGACAAAGUAAUUCCACCCCAAAAAUUUUCCCCAUCUCUUAAAUAUAGAUUACUUGAUGCAAAUUGGCUUAAAUAUUCUUCGUGUCUAGAUAAAAAAAUUGCUGAGUUUCCAGUCACUAAUCAUUUUAAUGCAGUAGAUAUGAUUACUUGUGCUGACAACAACUUCCCUUUAAAAAAACCUGGUUUAAAUAAGAUUUCAAGUCCUUGGUGGGAGUGCACUGCUGCAGGUAAAGAAAGGAAAUUAGCGGAAAAAAAUUACAUUAGAAACAUGUCUAUGUCGAACUUUAUUUAUAAUAAAAAAGUGGCGGCCAAGGCUGCCCAUUUAUUUAGAAAAAUGAAGGUUGGAUUAAUUUUUGCCAGAAUUUAAAACCUAGCACUCCAUCCUCAAAUGUCUGGGAACAAGUUAUGGUUUCAGAAAGGGCAAGAGCUCCCUAGAUAGCCUGGGUAUCCUUACAACUGACAUUAGAAUAGCACUCCUCAGAAAAGAACAUCUCUUGGGAGUUUUCCUUGACAUAGAAUCUGCAUAUGAUAACGUUUCACUUCCUCUACUCAGGAGUAAACUCAACCAGCUGAGUAUCCCCGUGAAGUUAUCUCGUUUCAUAUGUAACAUGUUGAUGGAGAGAACCAUCACUAUUAAAGGUCCAUCCUCUUACCUCCCUCCUAAGUCAGUUUGGAAAGGUUUAACUCAAGGCUCAGUCCUUAGUCCCCUUCUAUAUAAUCUGUAUACCCACGACAUCAAUACUACCGUAACACCUUUCUGUCAGAUAUUGCAAUAUGCAGAUGACAUUGUCCUGUAUUCUUCUGUCAAGUCUAUACAAGAUUCAUCUAAUCAUUUAAAUAAUGCCCUUGAUUAUCUUGCUGAAUACUUAAUGCAAUAUGGACUAUCUCUAUCAACAUCUAAAAGCAAAGUAGUUUUAUUCACAAAUAACAGAAUUCUUCAUCCUAUUAAAAUUAAAAUCUACUAUUAAUAUAAUGUUGAACUACCAGUUGUUCAUAAUGUUAAGUUUCUAGGUAUUUGGUUAGAUCACAAAUUAUCAGAUAUUAUAAGAAAAUAAAACUUUAUGUAAUCUUAACACGGAUCAUUACCGUUAAACUUGGAGACACAUACUCAUAGCUUGGUAGUCUACUUUAACGUGAUACUGGCAAAUCUGCGGUGUGUCUUCCACAGAAGCCACAGUAGGAAGAAUAGAAUAGAAUUAUAGCCCAGGUUCCAAGCCGAAAUGAGCCAGAUGUUCUUGGUGAAAUAAAUUAUGAAUACAUCUUGAAGCAUUUAGAAAGCUCUGGUUACAAAGACUGGGUUGCAUUGGAGUACAAACCUGCAGGGAACACCAAGGAAGGAUUGAAAUGGAUUACAAAAUAUGGAUAUACUUUGUAAUUCUUUUGAUGUGUUUGUGAAUUUUGGAGGGGUAUAGAGGAAAAUAAAACUGUUAUGUUAAA
This is a messenger RNA of Leptidea sinapis, 10447 nucleotides long. It is a transcript of the gene Gip, whose product is annotated as putative hydroxypyruvate isomerase. Gene Ontology annotation, molecular function: hydroxypyruvate isomerase activity; zinc ion binding; nucleic acid binding. Gene Ontology annotation, biological process: glyoxylate metabolic process; DNA integration. The record is from RefSeq and is a predicted model, not a curated record. The transcript is spliced from 3 exons. NCBI's taxonomy places the organism in Eukaryota, Metazoa, Arthropoda, Insecta, Lepidoptera, Pieridae. Bases 4326 to 6332 code for a protein of 668 amino acids.